AUGGAGCAUUUGAACAUUAUACAUGUGGUGUACACCCAGGCGAAGGAUGCGGCACAUUUUGAUGCUUUGGCAUUGAAAGCUUUAACCAGCUUGCAGCCGGAGAUCCGCAAGAGUGUCGAAGCGAAACUGCGAGCCCUGCAGGGCCUUCCGAGCCAAGCUGCUCCCGCAGUGCCGGCCCAACCUGUUGAAACGACCGCUGUGCCUGACCCAGCCUCCGCUGCAGUGUUUGCCGAAGCACCUGUUAACCCGAGACCUGCUAGCCCAGCCUCCGCUGCAGUGUCUGCCGAAGCACCUGUCCCGACACCUGCUAGUCCGGCCCCCGCCGCAGUGUUUGCCGGAGCACCUCUCCCACCGGCGAAGCCAGCCUCUGCCGCCGCAGUGUCUGCCGAAGCACCUCUCCCGACACCUGCUAGUCCGGCCCCCGCCGCAGUGUCUGCCGGAGCACCUCUCCCACCGGCGAGGCCAGCCUCUGCCGCCGCAGAGUCUGCCGAAGCACCUGUCCCGACAGCUGCUAGCCCAGCCUCCGCAGUGUCUGCCGAAGCACCUCUCCCGACACUUGCUAGCUCCGCUGCAGUGUCUGCCAAAGCACCUGUCCCGGCACCUGCUGGUGUCCCUACGGUGCCUGCUGUACGUGCUUCAGGUGAAGCCACCGCCGCAGUUUUCCCUUGGCCUUGUAACUACGUGGCUGCAGCUGCAGCCAGCAGCCCAGCCUCCGCUGCAGUGUUUGCCACAGCACCUGUCCCUGUUGUUGAAGCACCUGUCCCGACACCUGCUAGCCUAGCCGCUGCAGUGUCUGCUUCAGCACCUGUCCCGACACCUGCUAGCCCAGCCUCUGCCGCAGUGUCUGCCGGAGCACUUCUCCCGACAGUGUCUGCCGAAGCACCUGUCCCGACACCUGCUAGUCCGGCCCCCGCCGCAGUGUCUGCCGGAGCACCUCUCCCGACACCGGCGAGGCCAGCCUCUGCCGCCGCAGUGUGUGGCGAAGCACCUGUCCCGACACCUGCUGCUAGUCCGGCCCCCGCCACAGUGUCUGCCGGAGCACCUCUCCCGACACCGGCGAGGCCAGCCUCUGCCGCCGCAGUGUCUGCCGAAACACCUCUCCCGACACCUGCUAGCCUAGCCUCCGCCGCAGUGUCUGCCGGCCGCCCGGCCUCCACCGCAGUGUCUGCCAAAGCACCUCCCCCGACACUGGCUAGGCCGGCCUCCGCCGCAGCACCUGCCGAAGCACCUGUCCCGACACUGGCUAGCCCAGCCUCCGCCGCAGUGUCUGCCGAAGCACCUGUUCCGCGACCCCUGAUGCUUGCCGUCCCUCACACCACUUUCUUUGCGGCUGCAGCCGAGGCCGUGCCCACGCAGCCUGCAGUCGACAGGCCUAGCCUGAAACGCCGACCGCCGAUCGACCCGGAUGCCUUACCUGUCCUGACACCAGAGCACAAAGCAAAGUAUGCCAACUAUUGGACGUCUUACUUCAAGAAGCAGAAAUCGGAGUCCGAACUGUCGAUGCCAAGCACCCCGCCGACAACGUCGCCGACAACGCCGGCUUCUACCGUGGAUUCGAAUGACAUGCUGGAGAGCCUGAUGCAGAAAGCCCGACACGACAGUGCUUUUCUGUCGAGGCUGUUGUCCUUGGCAGGCCUGGACUCCCCCAGUGCUUCCGUUGCUCCACCACUGAGCACAUCUUCCGCUCCUGCCAGCCUCGAUCCUGUGCCCAGUCAAGUGCCGCCGCAGCCUGCUCCUGCCGUUGCUGCUGCAGUCCCCACGGUGCCCAAUCCAGCUUUGACAGUGCCUCCUAAGGCUGAUCCUGCCGUUGCUCCCGCAAUCGCCACGGUGCCGAGUUCAGCUUUGACGAUGCCUAGUCAGGCUGCUCCUGUCGCAAUCCCUGCUGUGCCAAAUCCACCAUUGGCAGUGCCUCAGGCUGCUCCUGCAGCUCCCGCAAUGCCCGUGGUGACAGUGCCCGAGGCUGCUCCUGCCAGUGCUAUGCAGACCCUGGAAGUAGCUGUGCAGCAGGAAGAUUUCAAGUGCACGAGCAAGACGCAUCCUGCUGCUUGGGCAAAGAUGAAUCGCUUCGUGGCGAGAAACGAAGUGUGCAAGGAGCUUGGCAAAGCCUGGCAGAGCCUUGGCAUGAUUGAUUUUACACACGCAAACCGUUGGAAAGUCCUGUGCAGUUUUGUUCUCAAGUGUCAUAUUUUGUUUUGUUGCUGGCUCCCUGAGGGCGGGUGGUGA
Symbiodinium sp. CCMP2592 is the source of this 2223-nucleotide messenger RNA. The record is from the annotation of a GenBank genome assembly. NCBI's taxonomy places the organism in Eukaryota, Dinophyceae, Suessiales, Symbiodiniaceae.